AGGGGGAGGGAGAGAGAGAGAGAGAGGCUUCCCUCGCUCCUCCAGAGCAGAGUUUGGUCUGAGCUCAGCAGGAUCGGCUCAUGUAGCAGCUGAAUCUCCAGAUCUCCUCCUCCAGCUUCAGUCCUUCAGUCUUCAGUCAUGAACGAUAUUAAACUAGCUCUGCUGGGCAGCGAGGGAGCGGGAAAAUCAGCGGUUCUGGUGAGAUUCCUGACCAGACGCUUCAUCGGGGAAUACGCUUCCAACUCCAAUUCUUUAUACCGUAAAAGGCUCUCCAUCGAUGGCAGGCAGCUGAACCUGGAGGUCUUUGAUCCGUGCUCGCAGAGCGGCGAGAGCAGAUGUAUUCUGGAGGAGCCGGUGGACUGGGCCGACGGGUUCGUGGUGGUGUACACCAUCGGCGACCGCCUGUCCUUCCUCAACGCCAAGAACAUCCUGCACCAGAUCAAAGAGAACCGCAGAGAGACCUGCAAGGGUGAUACGGAUGUGCCCAUUUGCCUGGUGGGUAAUAAGCAGGAUCUGUGCCACAGUCGGCAGGUGACGGAGGACGAGGGCCGGACGCUGGCGCUGGAGCACAAGUGUCUGUUCCAGGAGGUUUCAGCCGCCGAGAGCUACCUGGACAUCGCUAACCUCUUCACCAAACUCAUCCGUCACGUGAUGGAGCAGAACAAGUACCGAUCAGACCGCAGACGCUACAGCGGAUCUAAGUCCAUGGCCAAACUCAUCAACAAUGUUUUCGGAAAGCGCAGGAAGUCUGUCUGAGCUCAGAGCUUAAAACUAACCGACGAAAGACUCGGCAGAGCAACGAACCCGAACACUAACGCAGUUCCCUUUGAUCCUGAUCUGUUUUGGACAUUUCUUUGUGGGCAAACAGCAAAAAACAGUAAUCCGAAAUCAGAAACGAGUCUGAUGCAGGAAAUGCACUAAAGGGAAACUUAUUUAAUUGCUAACGCUUAUUUUACCUGUUCUACACUACAGGAUAAUCACAAAGAGUCCCUUGAUUUCAGGUUGAUGGAAAACGAUGAUCUUCCAGAUGAUCCUGAAGUGGAUGGAGUCAAACUUUACCUCCAUAUAUCUGUAUCUAUAUGUGUAUAUAGCUGUAUAUAACUUCUCUCUUACCAAUAUAAAUAAGUGUUUUCUUUUAAAAUAACUGUAUAGCUAAACUAUAUAGAUAUACAAAGCUCUGAAAAAAAUAAAGAGACCACUUUCAUUUUUGCUAUUUAUAGGUAUAUAUUUGAGUAAAAGUAACAUUAUUGUUUCAUUCUAUAAACUACAGACAACAUUUCUCCCAAAUUCCAAAUAAAAAUAUUAAAAUAUUUGAAAUGAGAAAUGGCCGAAAUAACAAAAAAAGAUGCAGAGCUUUCAGACCUCAAAUAAUGCAAAGAAAACAAGUUCAUAUUCAUAAAGUUUUAAGAGUUCAGAAAUAAUCAAUAUUUGGUGGAAUAUCCCUGAGUGGUUUUUAAUCACAGUUUAAUUUCAUGCAUCUUGGCAUCAUGUUCUCCUCCACCAGUCUUACACACUGCUUUUGGAUAACUUUAUGCUGCUUUACUCCUGGUGCAAAAAUUCAAGCAGUUCAGUUUGGUGGUUUGAUGGUUUGUGAUCAUCCAUCUUCCUCUUGAUUAUAUUCCAGAGGUUUUUAAUUUGAUAAAAUCAAAGAAACUCAUCAUUUUUAAGUUCUCUGGACUCUAGAGCAGUGGAGGCGUGUUCUCUGGAGUGACCAAUCACACUUCUCCAUCCGGUAAUCUGAUGGAUGAGUCUGUGAGGGUUUGGCGGUUGCCAGAAGAACAAAGAACAGUGCUUGUCUGACUGCAUUGUGCUGAGUGUAAAGUUUGGUAGAGGGGGGAUCAUUAUGAUUAUGGUGUGGGGUUGUUUUUCAGGAUUUGGGCUCAUGGCCCCUUAGUUCCAGUGAAAGGAACUCUUAUGGCUUCAUCAGACCAAGAGAUUUUGGACAAUUUUAUUCUCCCAGCUUUGUUUAAACAGUUUGGGGACGGUAACUUCCUGUUUCAACAUCACUACUGCACACUAGUGCACAAAGAAAGCUCCAUAAAGACGUGGAUGAGAUGGUGAGUUUGGUGUGAAGGAAGAACUUGACUGGUCUGCACAGAGCCUUUGGGAUGAAUUAGAGUGAAAACUGUGAGCCAGAUCUUCUCGUCCAACAUCAGUGUUUGAUUAUUUCCCAUAAACACACUACUAAACCUUGUAGAAAGCCUUCCGCAAAGAAGUUGAAGCUGUUAUAGUUGUAAAAAGUUAUUAAAUCAUAGUAAACCCUAUGGAUUAAGACUGGGAUGCCACUCAAAUUUAUAUGCCUGCACUCUAAGAAAAGUAAGUACAGAUUUGUACUUAAAAGAGUACAAAGCUUGUCGCUGGGGCUGUACCUUAUAUUGAGGUACAAAAAAGUACCUUUCCAUGAAAGUCCUUUUUUGUACCCAUGGUUUUUGUGCCAGUAAAGAUUAUAAAGAUUAUAAACAUUAUCAUCAACUAAAUAUGGCUCAAAAACUUGAUGAUGCAAAAUUGUCUGGCUUUCAAAUAAAAAAUGUGCAAUUAAAAUAUAUAUUGUUUAUUAGUACAGUGAUGCAGAACACUGAAUGUACCUUUUGUCUAGUCAAAUGGUACAAAUUUGUACUUAUUGCUGUUAAAAAUGACUUUGUACUUCAGAGGGAACAAAUCUGACCCUGUAAAGACCAAUAUUGUACCUUUAAGGGUACAAUUAUAAAGAGUGUACCUUUGAGUACAAAAAAGUACUCAUAUCGUACCUCUGUUUUUUAGAGUGUGUAAAGGCAGAUGAGUGAAUACUUUUUGCAAUAUAUUGUAUACUGUACAUUAUGUCUUCUUAUGUGUGCAAUGUAUAUAGUUGCUGUUUAUGGAGGCAAGUGUUUUUUUGAGGGAAGAUGGUGUAGAGGGGGGGGGGAGUUUUAUGAUUAAUAACAAAAU
Molecule: messenger RNA, 2925 nt
Organism: Astyanax mexicanus (Mexican tetra)
Lineage: Eukaryota; Metazoa; Chordata; Actinopteri; Characiformes; Acestrorhamphidae
Gene: rerglb
Product: RERG/RAS-like b
Exons: 5
Coding region: 139-756 (205 amino acids)
Molecular function (GO): GTPase activity; GTP binding
Source: RefSeq, a predicted model, not a curated record